Molecule: messenger RNA, 1942 nt
Organism: Ipomoea nil (Japanese morning glory)
Lineage: Eukaryota; Viridiplantae; Streptophyta; Magnoliopsida; Solanales; Convolvulaceae
Product: zeatin O-glucosyltransferase-like
Exons: 1
Coding region: 327-1757 (476 amino acids)
Molecular function (GO): UDP-glycosyltransferase activity
Source: RefSeq, a predicted model, not a curated record
AAUUACUUGUUAUUUCAUUGCCAUUUGCCUCUCAAUGAAUCAUUCCCAAGUUCCCAUCAAGGCCAGUUUCUGUUGUUAGUGUUUAACUACUUGUAUUGGCAUGUUUAAACCAAAGCUAGACAAUGCAUUUCUCGCCCUGCCGGCUUUUUUUUGUAUGUUUGCUACUUGUCAAGAACAAGCAGCUAAAACAUUCUUGGAUGGAACCUCAGUGUACUUUUGGAAAAGAUUUGAGCCAAUGAUGACAAACCAGGCCACUAUAUAUAUAAGGGCAAAUUCCAGUUUUCAAGCUUUCAUUUUAUUGCAGAAGAGACAGGAAAAAGAGGGCAAUGGGUAGCUCCAAUGAUCAUCAUCUUCUCCAAAGUCAUCAACUUUCUGACUCGAACCGGAAUGGAAUUGCAGUAGUAAUGGUGCCUUUUCCAGCUCAAGGCCAUCUCAAUCAGCUUCUGCAGCUUUCCUGCCUAAUAUCAUCAUCCUAUGGAUUACCAGUUCACUAUGUUGGCUCUGCCAUCCACAACCGGCAGGCCAGGCUCCGAGCCAACGGCCUAAGCCCUUCACAAAUAGCCAAAAUCCAUUUCCAUGAUCUCCCAACUCCAGAGUUUGAUUCACCUCCCCCGGACCCCAACGCCUCGGUUAAGUUCCCGGUUCAGCUGCAGCCGUCCUGGUUCGCUUCUGUUCAUCUGCGCCACCCCGUUGCUGCAUUGUUACAGCAGAUGUCCUCCAAAGCAAGAAGGGUUGUGAUAGUUCAUGACCCUUCAAUGUCAAUGGUUGUUCAAGAUGCUGUCUCAAUUGCCAAUGCAGAAUGCUAUGCCUUCAACUGCAUAUCUGUUUUCACUCUUCUCAUCAUGGUGGUUGAAGGGCUGGGAAAACCAUUCCCAUUUCAAGAAUCAGCAAAAGGGCUGCCCUCCAUCGAGGGAGUCACGACGGAUGAAGGCUGGAGAUUUGCAGCUGCACAGUAUGAAUAUAUGAGGAUUAGAGAAGGAGAUCUGCAUAAUACAUCCAGAGUAAUUGAAGGUCCUUUCUUGGAUCUCCUUUCAAGUCAAGAACCAAGCUUGAACAAACGGCAGUGGGCAAUUGGUCCAAUACUGCCACUAAAAUUAGGCAACCAUGAUGGCUUAAGCAGGAAACAUGAGUGCUUAGAGUGGCUCAAUAAACAAGCUCCAAAAUCUGUACUGUACAUGUCGUUUGGAACAACAGUUUCGCUGUCAGAUAAACAGGUCAGGGAGCUUGCAGAAGGACUAGAACAAAGCCGACAUAAGUUCUUAUGGGUACUAAGAGAUGCUGAUAAAGGAGAUAUCUUCGACGGGGAUGACAGAAGAGUUGAGCUACCAGAAGGGUUGGAAGAGAGAGUGGAAGGCAUUGGACUAGUGAUCAGAGACUGGGCGCCUCAGCGCGAAAUCUUGGCUCAUUCAUCCAUUGGUGCCUUCAUGAGCCAUUGCGGUUGGAAUUCUUGCAUAGAAAGCAUUAGCAUGGGAGUGCCAAUUGCUUGCUGGCCUAUGCAUUCAGACCAACCAAGAAACAGUUUCCUAGUGACAGAAAUGCUCAAAACAGGCUUGCUUAUAAGGGAAUGGGAGAAACGCAACGAACUGGUAAGUUCAUCAACCAUUAAAGACAUUGUGAGAAGAUUGAUGGCUUCGGAGGAAGGGAAUAAGAUCAGAAAGAGAGCAGGGGAAGUAGGCAAUGCUGUUAGGCAUUCAGCAGAGGAAGGAGGUGUUUCUAGGAUGGAGCUUCAAUCUUUCAUUUCACAUGUAAUGAGAUAAACUUGGUUGUUCUAUUUCUAUUACAAAAUGGAAGUAAUCAGCCAACCCCAACUUAACAAGGUUAGCUAACUAUGUUACCAAACGGAACUAUUAACAAUGCUUAUCACCGAUAAAUUUUUGCAAAAAAAAUGUAAAAUAUUUUCCCAUAUGCACCACUUUCUAAUCCUCCAAGAGCUGGUUUGAGU